Molecule: messenger RNA, 915 nt
Organism: Camellia sinensis
Lineage: Eukaryota; Viridiplantae; Streptophyta; Magnoliopsida; Ericales; Theaceae
Source: RefSeq, a predicted model, not a curated record
AUGGCUAUGCGCAACGUCAGUGUGAAGACUAGCCAAAUCAUGAACUAUAUGGUAAAUCAAUCCGGGUUUUAUGAGAAUGUUGGUUUCAUCCGUACGGAUCUGCACAACCAUAUUCAAGCCGAACGUAGAGCAGAAGUUGAGGAUGGUGAUGUGCAGGGUGCAUUAGUAUACCUAUGUACAAAACUUGAUGUUGAUGCACGUUUUUUUUACAAGUAUGAUGUGUGUAAUGAUAACAAGUUUCAAAAUCUGUUCUGGGCAGAUUCGAAAUCGCGGGCCGACUACACAAAGUUUGCCAAUGGGACAAUUGAGACAUGCACAUGGGUUUUGGAAACAUUUAUGGAGGCGAUGGGCCAUAAAGCACCUGUGUCCGUACUGACAGAUGGGGAUAAGACGAUGCGAGAGUGCAUGGACAUGGAAACGGAUGAGACAAAGUUUGAGCAUGGCUGGAUGACAAUGGUCGAAAAAUUUGGACUUCAAACUAACAGUUGGGUGUUGGAGACAUAUAAGAAGCGUCAUAUGUGGGCUGAGGCAUAUAUGCGUGGACAUUUGUUUGCUGGGAUGAAGGGCACUCAGCGCUCGGAGUGUAUGAAUGCUUAUUUCAAUCCCUUCCUCCAACACAAAUUGAAGCUAAAUGAAUCUGUUAGGCACUAUGAUCGGGCUCUUGAAAGGAUAAGGUAUAACGAGGCUGGAGAUGAUGCUGAAACAAAUAACAGUUUUCCGCCUGUGGGCCAAUACGGUAGUGUUGAAGCAGCAGUGUGCAAAGAUGAUUCGACCACAAUUGAUGAGGUGAAUCAGGUAGACGGGAAAAUUCAAUAUUUGGCAGAGUUUGAUGAUUCAAAGUCAGGGGCAGUAACAGUGAGUGGCCAAGUGUUGUGGUUCAGUGGCCCAGUUUGCAAGGAUUGUGGUUGUGUUUAG